Lytechinus pictus (painted urchin) is the source of this 1302-nucleotide messenger RNA. Its product is annotated as putative nuclease HARBI1. The coding region runs from base 1 to 1302 and encodes 433 amino acids. The transcript has a single exon. NCBI's taxonomy places the organism in Eukaryota, Metazoa, Echinodermata, Echinoidea, Temnopleuroida, Toxopneustidae. The record is from RefSeq and is a predicted model, not a curated record.
AUGGAUCAACUUCUUCGCAACGCUGCAGCCCUGGGCUGUGUUUUUAUGCUCCAGCAACAAACUAUGCAACAAGACGCAAUAGCCCUUCAGGUCCUGAGAAAGAGGCUGAGAAAAAGGCGAAGAAGACCACGUCGUUAUUGGGUUCGACCAUGGCUGCAAGCUGAGAGAAGGCUGUUAUAUGGGCACUACACCAGACUCUUGAAUGAACUAAGAAUGGAGGAUACAACGGCAUUUUUCAAUUUCUUGAGAGUUACGCCAGAAUUUUUUGAUGAACUACUCCAGAGACUCGCACCAAGACUCACGAAGGACGAUACCAAUGCCAGGAGAGCCCUUGAACCUGGUCUCAAGUUAGCCUGUACCAUAAGGCACCUUGCAGCUGGCGAUCGGUAUCCGUCACUGUCAUACAGUUUCAGGGUUGCUCGAGAAACCAUUUGCAAGUUUAUCCCCGAAGUCUGUCAAGCCAUAGUGGAUGAGUAUGCUAAUGAAGUGAUCCAGUGUCCCACCACUGAACAAGAAUGGCGUGCAAUUGCUGAAGAAUACGAGAGGCGUUGGAACGUUCCACAUGUAAUGGGGGCACUUGAUGGCAAGCACGUGGCACUCAGGAAACCAGAGAACUCCGGCAGUCUCUACCAUAAUUAUAAACAUUUCUUCUCAGUAGUCCUCAUGGCACUUGUUGAUGCUAACUACCGGUUCUUGUGGAUAGACACCGGUGCUCAAGGACACAUGUCUGACGCGCAGAUAUACAAUGCAUCUGAGCUCAAAGAGACAGUGGAGAGUGGUCAAAUAGGAUUCCCCCCACCUGAGCCAAUGACCAAUGACAACCAGAACAUGCCAUACUUCAUGAUCGGGGAUGACGCCUUUGCUUUGCGAACCCACAUGUUUAAGCCCUACUCGAGAAAGAACCUGAAUCGUACAGAGCGGAUAUACAACUAUCGCAUAAGUAGAGCCCGAAGAGUCGUGGAAAAUGCCUUCGGAAUACUAGCAGCCAGAUUCCAGUGUCUUCUAGGAACACUACAGCAACAACCUGAUGUUGUGCGUAACAUCAUAGAAACAUGUGUCUGUCUCCACAACCUGAUUGGAAUACGGCACCCAGCCAUGCGCCAUGGUCAGCUGGAUACAGAGGAUACCGACCAUAACAUCAUACCAGGAGAAUGGAGGAACAUGGCUCCCAUGCAUGAAGUACCAACUCCAAGAGGACCCUUCCGCGACACAGCAGAGGCCAAAGCACAGCGUGAAACCCUAAGACUGUACUUCAACAAUCCUCUUGGAGGAGCAGUUCCUUGGCAGGAGAGGAUGAUUUGA